Messenger RNA from Ctenopharyngodon idella (grass carp), 4596 nucleotides. Its product is annotated as connector enhancer of kinase suppressor of ras 3-like. Gene Ontology annotation, cellular component: membrane; cytoplasm. Bases 307 to 1938 code for a protein of 543 amino acids. The transcript has 13 exons. NCBI's taxonomy places the organism in Eukaryota, Metazoa, Chordata, Actinopteri, Cypriniformes, Xenocyprididae. The record is from RefSeq and is a predicted model, not a curated record. Gene Ontology annotation, molecular function: protein binding. Gene Ontology annotation, biological process: regulation of signal transduction.
GGGUCCCGACAGUAGCAGGUCUCCUUGCUGCUCCUCCUCCGUUCGGCUGAGGGGAGGAUCACUCACUGAAAUCUGAUACAUGUGCUUCCUCGUGAGUUUAUCCCGAUCGCUCAGUCCAUGUGAGAGAAUCGGCUGGUUCAAAUGGAGAUAUCUCUUGAGCCGUGCUUACUCCUGGAUUUCUAGAGGACAGACUGAAAGAAUGAUCUCAUUUCACAGUGCCGAUCACACACUGGUGCUUUACGUGCUUCAUUAUUAAUCUCCAGCUCUUGAGAAGGACUCUACCGGCUGGACUCAAAUUUUAAAUCAAUGGAUCCAGUAACGAGGUGGACACCAAAACAGGUUGUUGACUGGAUGAGAGGUCUGGAUGACAGCCUACAACAGUAUGUGCACAACUUUGAGAGAGAGAAGAUUAAUGGAGAACAGUUACUGAAGAUCUCCCAUCAGGACCUUGAGGAACUGGCCGUUGCCCGCAUUGGCCACCAGGAACUGGUUUUAGAGGCUGUAGAUCUCCUCUGUGCUCUGAACUAUGGUGUGGAGACGGAUAAUUUGAAGAAUCUGGUGCUGAAGAUGAGAGCUGUGACCAACAGCCUUCAGAAUGCAACGUCAGAACGCAGGAAGAGUCCAACGUAUGAAAGCAACACGUCGAGCAAGCUCCCAAAUGAAUUCCUUUCCUCUGUGGUUGAACUUAUUGGAGCAGCCAAAAGCCUCCUGGCAUGGCUGGACAGAACUCCAUUGACAGGAAUCAGUGAUUUCACCACCACCAAGAACAAAAUCAUUCAGUUGUGUCUGGAACUGACCACUACAGUUCAACAGGACUGCACUGUGUAUGACAUGGAAGAGAAGGUUUUGGAUGUUUCGAAGGUGUUGAACAGUAUUUGUGACCAGACUGUGAGAACCACCUCUGAUCCUCUCAUGAGCCAGUCAGCAUGUCUGGAGGAAGUUCAACUGACCAACAUCAAACCAGGAGAGGGACUGGGCAUGUACAUCAAAUCCACCUACGAUGGGCUUCAUGUCAUCACUGGCACCACUGAACAUUCUCCAGCAGAUAUGACACACAAGAUCCACGCUGGAGAUGAGGUCAUCCAGGUCAACCAGCAGACAGUGGUGGGUUGGCAGCUGAAGAACCUGGUGGCCAAGCUGAGAGAGGACCCUAAACGUGUAGUGCUUCUUUUAAAGAAAAGACCCACAGGAACCUCAGGAUUUACCCCAGCACCUCUCAAAAAUAUGCGCUGGAAACCGCCCGUGCCUCAGAGCUCCACCUCUCCUAGUAAGAGUCAGUCACCAGAUGGAUCUGCCCAACCCUGCAGUAGGAAGGACAAGCCUGCCAUCCUGGACCUGUACAUCCCUCCUCCUCCCUCAGUGCCUUACACUCCACGGGAGGUACGGAAUGGCUCUUACACCAGUCUCAAUGCCAGACCUAAAGGCUCAGAGUCCCCAAACUCCUUCCUGGACCUGGAGAGCCACCGGCGCUUCACAGUUGCAGACUACGAUAAACUGUCUGUUCACCCAGUUGAGGUCAACGUGCAGAUGCGUCCAAGAGGAACGUCCUCAUCACAUGGUAAACCGCGACCUCUGUCUAUGCCAGUGGAUACGUGUUUGAGCGUGGCAGACCUGUAUGCGAAGCCCUGGACACAGGGACGGAAAGGUGAAGAUCUUCUGUACAGAUACCUUAGCAAUGAGCGCAUACCAACUAUCGCCGAGGAGGCCUCGGGCCCGGGCUCGUCGUACAAGUUCACAGCCGAAAGACCCGCUUACGGGAUGGACUGCUCGCGGAACAGCCGAUACCUUGUCAAUGCAGAUCUACACAACAGCGCCACCAUUCCUUAUCAGGAGGACUUAGUCAAAAAGACGCCCAUGACAUCCACCCCCAAACGGCCGCCCGCGGAGCCCUCGCUACUGGUCAGUUGGAUCACACGGCUUAAGCUAUUGACUCACUAAUGUCAGCUUGCCUUCUCCCUUUGUCCAGCUGUGUGCGGUGACUCUUUUCUCAUGUACUUUUUCAUGCUUUCACUCUCCUUUUCUUGGGAUAUUUCUUUGUGCCUCUUAUAUUACUACUUGACUAGAUUGCCUUAAUGUGUCUAAAAUGACUAGAAUUUAACCUCAGAAAUGUAUGUUUGGAAACAUGUGUGGGGAAAAAAUGAGAUACAUUAUCUCUGGUUUGCUCAGAAAAAUUGACUUGUAUGCCACAGUAUUAAUUUGUAUAUGAAGCCAUUUGAAAAUGUAUAUCUACCUCAGCUAUUUCACAGUGGUAUCCAUGAAAUUCAAGGUGUUUAUGUAACAGUAGUACUUUUACAUAGAUUAUGGUUGGAAAAAAUCAAUCUGGUGAAAAAAAAGAAAAGAAAAAGUGCUUUCCAGUCAUUUUUUUUUUUUUUUUUUUUUCAUUUCUACUAAACCCCCAUGUGUUUCCAAACAGUUUAGUUAGUCAACUAAUUUCUAAUCAGAGAAACAAAUGCAUCAUGUUGUUUCUCUCGUCUUUUUGCUUUGGAUGUGGAACCUUCAAUAGAUGUAAUUGGAGGGUUGAGCAAACUUUUUUUCAAAGUUUCUAUGAGUUUCAUCAUGGUUAAACUGUGUUGUCUCCUUUAUGUGUUAGGAGUAUGAGUUGUAAGUAAAUUAUUUUGACAGAUUUUUUUUUUAUCAUUACAUUACACCAAAGUAUAUCCGUAUCCGUUUCUGACCUUUUUAUUUGAAUUUGUGGUGCUGUGCUUUGCUUUUGUGACAUGGGUAUAUUAACAGUAUUUUUUUUUUUUUCCAAAUGCUUAUUAUUAUUUUGUAAAAACAAUAUUCUUAUUUUUCAUUAAAGGGUCAGUUCACUAAAAAAAAUUCAAUUCUGAUGUCAUUUACUCACCCUGUGUCAUUACAAAUCUGUAUUAAUUUCUUUCUUCCAUGGUAAACAAAAAUGAAUGUUUUGCAGGUUGUUUAACCUUUUCUGUACCACAAAAGUGGAUGCUGCAUACCGUCAAGCUCCAAAAAUCCACAAGCUUUGGCUUUAGAAGACUUUGAAAUAUAGCGCACACUAACACCCGGUUUCACAGACAAGGCUUAAGCUAGUCCCAGACUAAAAUGCAUAUUUGAGUUGUUUUAACUGAAAGCAACUGGACCUGACAUAAAAUAUGUCAGUGCCAUUGUCUUGUCUCAAGAUUCACACCAGUAAUGUUUUUUUUUUUUUUUUUCUAGUGAACAUUUAAAAAUAAAAGGUACUUAAAUAUUGAACUAAGGUCUAAUCCUGGCUUAAUCUAAACCCUGUCUGUGAAACCAGACCUGUUUGUUAUGGUGAUGAUAUAUAUCAUCAUAACAAUAUAUAGCUAUAUAUAUAUAUAUAUAUAUAUAUAUAUAUAUAUAGAGCUAGCUCUGGCAUUAUUUUAAAGAAAUCUCCUUUUGUGUUUCAUAGAAUAAAGAAAAUAAUAAGGUUUAUAAUAAAGGUUUGAGUUAAGGGUGAAUCAAUUAUGACAGCUUUUCUAGCUUGUCACUGUAAACUCUAUGCUUUUUAGCUAGUGCAGAUAUUAAAUUGUAUUUGCUGAGGAUAAAUGGUAGCACAGGUUCAAAAAUUAGAGAGAGAAUGAACCAAAUACUACAAAUAAGAUUAAACACAGUAUAAAUCACUAUUUUUUUUCUAAAUUAACACAGUUCAUCUGCGACAACAGCUGUAAUUGUUUUUUUUAAAUGCUGAGUUUUAUAUCAGUAUUUUGCCAUAUCUAGAUUAUGCCCUAUUAAUCUACACUGUAAACCCGAAUAAGUUGUCAAAACUCCAAAAAUUUUAUUUUUAAUAAAAUUUAAGUUAAUUCAUACACUGAACGUAAAAUUAUCAUGUAAUCUUAACUAUAUAUUUAUAGUGGGGGAGUGAGAGGGGGACAAGAUUGGGAAAGGUCCGUGAGCUGUGACAUGUACUUGGGUUGCCUGAAGUGCAUGGCGCGAAAUGACAUCUUAAAUUAUAUUUUUAGAAGUGGAAAUUUAGCUAGCUAUAACUUCUAGUUCACCAAAUGCUAAUUUGUAACACAAUGCUUUGAUAACAUUAGCAUAGCAUAGCAAUUGCUGAAAGAGUAUGGCCAUAUAGAACAUUUAACAUAUACCUGUUCUCAAACUAAGCUCAUCAUCCAUUUGUCACCAUGAUGGUAACCCCCCAAAACCCCAACAUAACAGAAACUCUUCUAAAUUGGGAUAGCAAAGCAUUAAACACUACUAAAUCCCCCACUUAACAUUAAUCUUGCACAAAAAAACAUUAUAUAACACUUAAUUUUAGCAUUUAUUCUCCCUUUCAGGUGUCAUGGCAAAGCAUGCUGGGAAAUAGAAAUCCCAGCCCAGUUUCAGGUAAAUUUAAGUUUGUCUAAAUUAAAAGAAACAAGUUCAUAAAACUCAAAACAAUGAACAAUUCAGAUUACUUAAAAUGUGUCAGUUUUGUGUAUUCAAAAGAAAAAGAAAGUUGUUAAUACUCAUAAAAGUUAAUUUGAUUGAACUAAUUUGUUUAAUUUGAGUUUGUCCUACUCAAACCAAUUAAUUAUUUUGAGCGUUAGGGUUUACAGUGAUAAGCUAUUGUUUUGAACCACAUUUAUACUUUGUAUCACAUUAUUUGCUUCUGCUCAUUAAAGUUGCUAUUCCAGA